Messenger RNA from Necator americanus (New World hookworm), 5274 nucleotides. RefSeq lists its product as uncharacterized. The record is from RefSeq and is a predicted model, not a curated record. Gene Ontology annotation, biological process: DNA integration. The coding region runs from base 1 to 5274 and encodes 1757 amino acids. The transcript is spliced from 8 exons. Lineage: Eukaryota; Metazoa; Nematoda; Chromadorea; Rhabditida; Ancylostomatidae. Gene Ontology annotation, molecular function: nucleic acid binding.
AUGUCAAGUUCUCCGUCUUCUCCGAAAAGGGAGCUUGAUGACACAAACAAAGCUAAGGAAAUCUCGACAAAAGGGAAAGAACCUAGGGCGUUCAAACCAACGACAAAGAUUAACCAAAUUAGCCUAGAAACAAGUUCAAAUUUUCCAGAAGAGAAAGCUGUCUUGGAACUUCAUUCCGUAAAAUACCUGGAAAAUUCGCAAACCACCUUCUUGCCCACGGGAGAGGAGGAUGCCAAGCUUAUAGCUGACAUCAAAGAAAAUUUAUACGUCGACAAUCUCAUCUUAACUGCAGAUUCGGUGGACGGCUCAGUACAUAUCUACAAUCGAACAAAACAGGUGUUCAACGGCUUGAACAUGAAUCUCCGACUAUUUGGAAAGAAAGAUUCGAUUGGGACACAGCGUUGUCUCCUGGAAGACUCCUGGAAGCGUAUCUGCUCAGACAUGGACGGGUUUACAAAAACUCUACCUCGAUGUCUUUGUGCAAAAAACACAGAAUGUGUUUUAAUCACCUUCGCCGGUGCAAGUACUGAAGCCAUUGCUGCAAGUAUCUACUUACGCACUGAAACGACAACGAACAUCAUCAUCGCAGGAGGUAAACUAGCAUCUAUAAAAACCACAUCAUCGACAAUACCGAAAAUGGAAUUGGAUGCGAAUGCAAAACGAAUUAUAGCGCGAGUCUUACGCUACAUUGCAAUUCUUGUUGCUCAAGUGAAUGCUCGAAGAGAUCGUCCAAUUAGGCUUUCCGCACUUCUUGAAGAGUCCUUGCAACAUCAAGUUCGAGUUCACAUCAAGUUCGAUCCAGAUGAUCUACUCAGAUGCUUUGGAUGUCUGGGAAAAAGCGAUCUGGAUGGGGAAUCAAAAACACCACUAUUAGUCUUGCAGAACUCUUGGUCAGCAGAAGUCCUAAUUCGCGACCGUCAUAAUAACGGACAUCCAGGAAUAAGUCACACCAUGUCCUUGGUGAGACAAUCCUUUUGGAUUCUCAAACUGCGAGCACAAGUGACACGCAUUAUUCGGCACUGCAUACCCUGUCAAAAAUUUAACAAUUUGCCUUACAAGUAUCCCGAACAAAGCGAUUUGCCCUCAGAACGGGUCUGCAGAUCACGACCCUUCGCACACGUCGGACUGGAUUACUUUGGUCCACUGUCCAUUCUAAAGUGCGAUGGUACAGAACGCAAAUGCUAUGGACGUAUAAUUACGUGCAUGGCAACACGCCUCGUACAUCUCGACGUUGUUUCUGACCUCUCCACCACAGCAUUUCUUAUGAUGUUACGCCGCUUCUUCGCCCGACGAGGUCUACCAGUAUCUAUCACAAGUAAUAAUGCUCCAAAGUUUACUCUUGGAGAAACCAUUCUCAGCGAGUGUCUACAUGCGGUCCAAAAUGACCCGGCUGUGGAACGAACAGUAACAAGUCGAGAAAUCCAGUGGAAGCAUAUCACGCCUUUCGCUCCAUGGCAAAGAGGCUUCUAUGAGAGGUUGAUUAAAUCAGUGAAACAUUCCCUCUACAAGUCAAUAGUCCUCGCUAAACUGUCCUUUGAACAAUUGACGACACUGAUAAUUGAAAUCGAGGAACUUCUAAAUACGAGGUCUCUUCUGUAUGUGGAAUCAAACUCACCCUUAGAACAAGUAUUGAGACCCAUCGACUUCCUUCAAAAUGAGUUUGAAGUUCCCUAUCCAUUGGAUGACACCGCUGAAGAUGAGGGAGAUCCUUCUUAUCUCCCACCUGGAGGACAAGUCCUUCUAAGAACCAAAACACAAACUAUAAAAGCUCUACAAACAUCCUGCAAGUUCACAGAGAAAUGCUGGCAAGUAUGGAGAGAUCAAUAUUUGCUACCUUUGCGCGAAAAACAUCAACGCGAAGUAGGGAAGAACAGAAGUUCACGAUAUUCUCGUAGAAAGGAUGAUAUUGUAUUAAUUAACGAACCGAUUUUACCUCGAAAUUUGUGGAAAAUGGGAAGAAUACACGAUCUGACAAUGAGCUCAGAAGGAGUAAUACGUGAAGCGGUCAUCAUGCUACCAUCUCAUCGCCAGAUAUGCAGACCGAUAAACCUUCUGGUUCCACUAGAACUAGAGGAUGAGAAACGAAAGAACGAGAACUCUCCAGUACAAGUACAAGAACCCAAAUCGGCUUCAUCGUCCACUUCCACAGAGAGAAUUCACGAGUCUGAAAACUGUCCUGAGUCCAUACCCAGUAGCAAUAAACAGACAAGUCGAUAUAACCUACGACCAAGAAGACAAGUAGAUUAUAGAGGAAUUCUCUCAAUUAUUCGUGCAAAUCAAUCCGCUACGCUACUCACCAUUUUGUUGAUUCUGGCUAUAGAAAUAGGAGACUUAUAUUCCGACGAGGCAUACCAACAUUCCUCAAACACCAGACCCAUUCGUUGCAUAAAUGGAGGUGUGGGACUUAUUUCACCGCCUCACAUACCCUAUCAAGUUUGUGCCGCAGAAUUUUGUCGAACUUACGGAGACCCGCAAAAUAAUGUAACAUUGCGGUUUCCCCCACAAGUUAUAUUACACGAUCAUCAAGUACAGUGGAAGUUUACGGAGAACGAAACCACGACAAUUAUAGAAACACAGUGUCCAGCCGCAGCGUUCUGCCAAAACAUCGACUGCAUCUUCUGCUCCGUUGCAAUUCUCAACCCAGAGUGCUGGCCAGCUGGAACUAUCAUCCUCGUCACAAUUCUCCUCUACUUUGUCAUCUCCGGGUGUUACAUGUUUUUAUAUGUGCCUAUCACUCUUGGUUGGCCAAUACGCCUAAUGACAAGUCUUAUUUGUCGUUGUCUUAGAGCUCUCAUCAACGGCAUUACACGAAGGACGAGGAGAGAACAUAAGAAUCGUCGACAACAGGUCGACCUGAUCAAGCUGUUGGCUAUCUUGUACAUACCUACUUUUGCUAUGGCCGAAACAAAAGAUAUAAAUGCAACAAGUCUGCUACCAGAAUUGGAGCAUGGGAACGAGUAUCGGGGAAUUACAGCAUGUGUGGAGUCCUGCGGAGGCCUCGGAUGCGAUUGUUUCUAUUGGAGCUCGGGAUGCCUGUUUUACCACAUUUAUUUAAUGCCUACCACUCCACAAGUUUACGAAAUCUUCCACUGCAAUCGAUGGAGAGAAGCAGCAAAAGUCGAGAUCACACAUUACGACGCUGUCAAAGGAACAGCUGAGUCGUACUUGGCACAUCUGCGACCAAAUAUCCCAGUGUUAUGGAAGUUUUUUACACUCACUCUAAGUUCCAUAACAGUGCCACCAAUUCCACCCUUUAAUUCGCCAUUCGUUACGGAUGGAAACCACACGACCAUUUGGCACUCAAACAGAAAACCUGCCCUGCAGUGUCCGAAUCACACGACAGCGAUGAACCUCGACUGCGACAUUGCAGAAGACUGUACAUGCUAUCCGGCCGAGACCCAAACCAACUGUAAAUGCAGACGAGUUGAUAUCUCCUCAUGCUUUGACAACGUACAACACCGUCUCCCGGUAGAUUUACUGCCAGUAACAUUCCGACAAACUCGAGAAGGACAAGUUCAAGCCACAAUAUCAAGCAUGACUACGUCCAAAAUAAUUUUCAACAUUCAAGAUGACUUCAAGACCAACAUCAUUGUGGACAACGCCAUCUGCACAAUAGAAAAUACUAUUGUAAGCGGAUGUUAUCGAUGCCAAGAGGGAGCUUACGCAAAAAUUAUGUUCAUUUCAAAUAAACCAGCUCAAGCAAAAAUAAUAUGUCCCACGUCAAGCUUCACUGUACCUUGCGAUCAGAACGGAAAGAAUUCGGAGCUACAAUUUAGCUUCAGAAGCGCAAGGAUCACCCAGACAUGCACGGUCUCGUGUGGAACAGUAGUCAAAAGUUUUGAAAUCAGCGGUAUUCUCAAGUCCACAGAUACUGCGACAUCCAUUCUUAACAAGUGGCUAAGAGCAUUUAGAGAAAUGGACAAAGAUCUCGCCAAUCUGUCGAUAUUCAUGAAUGACAAGAAACCAAUUACAAGUUGCCUCGAAAACAAUCUCACGUGGACACUGGACGGCCUUCACCGGCAAGUUGAUACUGCAGCAACUAUCCGAGGGGACUGGAUGCACAUGAAGGGAGACCCAGCCUUAACCUUUGGAGCCCCAAAAGAACAAGUUAUCAUCCUUAAUCGGAUUCUCAGAGCAGCAAGCGUUGCAAAGGAAAAGAUUGUUAGAGUAGUGUCGAAUUACCUGCUGACCAGUAAAUGGUAUGCCGCACAAGUUGACCCCGUCCGACUCUUGGAAUGGAGACAGGUUCAGCGGAAAACGGCGGAUAUUUCCGAAGUCAUUCCAAUGGCUAACGAGGAAACGAAACGCCUUUCCACACUCAUCAAGGAUGUCGAAAGCGAAUUACUGCAAGAGCAACAACAGGACAUCCACGCCUUGACACUACAAGUUCGAGAACUGGAAUCCAGAACAAACGCGACGAAAACAGAUGAAGAGGAAAAAUCCGAUACGAUGAACAACACGACAUCACCAAAAAGGCUACAAUUGACUGGCCUACAAGUACAAGUAAAAUGCAAAACACGGCACGCACAACAAGUUUCUCCUAAUCACGAACAAGUGAACGAUGAAUACUAUGACAAUGACGUUUACUACAAGACUCCGAAAAACAAUCAAGAACCAAGGUCAGAUCCUGAUUACUUCGAACAGAUGAUUGACGAGGUAAAGGAAUAUAGCGAAGACGAGCCGAUGGAUGAAGACCACGUACCUGCGUUACAAAACACUUCAAGCGAUGAGGAAGACGCGCGCGAUAACAACAAAGAAAUAGAUGACGAAAUGUGGAGACGCAAAAGAUUACGUGAAGACCUACUGCAGAUGGAACAAGUUCUUCGGAAUUUUACAUUCGGAAAAAUCGGAGAAUCCUCACGCGGUAUUAAAAGCUGGAUAAAAUGCGCCUUCUGCAACAGAGUCGGCCAACAUUUUUCUGACUCCUGCCCACAAUCAACAGAUGGCGAUAAACGGUACAAUAUUGUACGUUAUGGAGGACUCUGCAAGCACUGCCUUGAUCAAUGCCCACCUGACAAGUGCAAGUUCAAGCCGAGACGAUGUUGGUACUGUGAAAGAAUUAGAGGAACUAUCGCAGAGGACCUAAUGCCAGACGACGGAAGACAUCAUCGCGCCCUUUGCAAUGUACGCAACCAAACGCGAGGAACACCUCACGACGCAGGAUCGAGAAGCUCAAGAAAAAGCUCGACGGAUGAGGACCAAUGGUGGGCGGGAGUGUCGACAAGUCGACUACACUUGAUUUGUAUUAUAGAUAGGGGCAUUAUUUUGCUCUAG